AUGGCUCAGGUUCCAUCCUCCGUUCUGGGUUUCCCCCGUAUGGGUAAGCUCCGUGACCUGAAGAAGGCCACGGAAGCUUAUUGGGCUGACAAGAUCACCCGCGAGCAGCUGCUCGAGGAGGGUGUCCGUCUCCGUAAGGAGCACUGGCAGAUCCAGCAAGCUGCUGGUGUCGAUAUCAUUCCCAGCAACGACUUCUCGUUCUACGACCAGGUCCUUGACCACCACCAGUUGUUCGGAACCGUCCCCGAGCUCUACAGCACUACCGAGCCCAAGCUCCACCCCCUGGAUGAAUUCUUCGCUAUGGGUCGUGGUCACCAGAAGAACGGUGUUGAUGUUCCUGCUCUGGAAAUGGUCAAGUGGUUUGACAGCAACUACCACUACGUCAAGCCCGUCCUGAAGAAGGACCAGGAGUUCAAGCUGUCCCAGGCCCCUAAGCCAGUUGCCGAGUUCAACGAGGCCAAGGCCCUCGGUAUCACCACCCGACCGGUGCUUCUGGGUCCCGUUUCCUUCCUCCACCUCGCUAAGAACGCCCACGGAGAGAGCUUUGAGCGCGUGUCGCUUGUUGAGAAGCUUGCCAAUGUCUACAAGGAGCUCUUGGAUCAGCUGAAGGCUGCUGGUGCCACCGAUGUUCAGAUUGAUGAGCCCAUCCUCGUCUAUGAUCUCCCCCAGAAUGUGAAGGAUGCCUUCAAGGCAGCCUACGAGAUUGUUGGCAAAUCCGAUCUCAAGAUCACCGUCGCCACCUACUUCGGUGACAUCGUGCAUAACAUUGAGGUUCUGCAGCACCUGCAGAAGGUCCACGCCGUUCACAUUGACCUGGUCCGCAACCCUGAGCAGCUUAACCAGGUCAUCGAGAAGCUCGGCCCCAAGCAAGUUCUGUCUGCUGGUGUUGUUGACGGUCGUAACAUCUGGAAGACCAACUUCAAGGCCGCCAUCGACAAGGUCGAGGCCGCUAUUCAGAAGCUCGGCAAGGACCGUGUUGUUGUCGCUACUUCCUCUUCCCUGCUCCACGUUCCCCACACGCUGGAGAGCGAGAAGAAACUGGACCCCGAGGUCCGCGACUGGUUCAGCUUUGCUGUUGAGAAGGCCAAGGAGGUCGCUGUCAUCGCCAAGGCUAUCAACAACGGACCCGCCUCUGUUGCUGCUGAGCUCGAGGCCAACGCCAAGUCCGUCCAGUCCCGUGCCACUUCCAAGCGUACCAAUGACCCCAAGGUCAAGGCUCGCCAGGAAGGCGUCACCGAGGCCAUGCACAACCGCCAGUCUCCUUUCACUACCCGUAUUGCCGAGCAGACCAAGUCCAUCAAGCUGCCUCUGUUCCCUACCACCACCAUCGGAUCUUUCCCCCAGACCCAGCAGAUCCGUGUCCAGCGCAACAAGUUCACCAAGGGUGAGAUCACUGCCGAGGAGUACGAGAAGUUCAUUGAGAACGAGAUCCAGGAGGUUGUCAAGCUCCAGGAGGAACUCGACCUGGAUGUCCUGGUGCACGGAGAGCCCGAGCGUAACGACAUGGUUCAGUACUUCGGUGAGCGCCUGGAUGGUUAUGUCUUCACCACCCACGCCUGGGUUCAGAGCUACGGUUCCCGCUGCGUCCGUCCCCCCAUCAUCGUCGGUGACAUCUCUCGUCCCGCCCCUAUGACCGUCAAGGAGUCCAAGUACGCUGUCUCCAUCUCCAAGAAGCCCAUGAAGGGCAUGCUCACUGGUCCCAUCACUUGCCUUCGGUGGUCCUUCCCCCGUGACGAUGUUCACCAGAGUGUGCAGGCUCAGCAGCUUGCUCUGGCCCUCCGUGAUGAGGUCGUUGACCUGGAGACUGCUGGUGUGAAGGUCAUUCAAGUCGAUGAGCCUGCUCUGCGUGAGGGUCUUCCUCUGCGCACCGGAUCUGCCCGUGAUGCCUACAUCAAGUGGGCCGUUAACGCCUUCAAGCUUUCUACCGCUGGUGUGCAAGAUGGCACUCAGGUCCAUUCGCACUUCUGCUAUUCCGAAUUCCAGGACUUCUUCCACGCUAUUGCUGCGCUUGACGCCGAUGUUCUGUCUAUCGAGAACAGCAAGUCCGACGCCAAGCUGCUCCAGGUCUUCACGAACGAGGAGUACCCCCGCCACAUCGGCCCUGGUGUCUACGACAUCCACUCUCCCCGUGUUCCCUCUGAGGAGGAGAUCAAGGAGCGCAUUGAGCAGAUGCUUGAGCACCUUAAGCCUGAGCAGCUCUGGGUUAACCCUGACUGCGGAUUGAAGACCCGUACCACCGAGCAGGUCAAGGCCCAGCUGACCUCCAUGGUCAACGCUGCUAAGUUCUUCCGCCAGAAGUAUGCCCAGUAA
Molecule: messenger RNA, 2310 nt
Organism: Penicillium argentinense
Lineage: Eukaryota; Fungi; Ascomycota; Eurotiomycetes; Eurotiales; Aspergillaceae
Product: 5-methyltetrahydropteroyltriglutamate--homocysteine S-methyltransferase
Exons: 7
Coding region: 1-2310 (769 amino acids)
Molecular function (GO): zinc ion binding; 5-methyltetrahydropteroyltriglutamate-homocysteine S-methyltransferase activity
Source: RefSeq, a predicted model, not a curated record